AUGGAUAGUACGAAAAUGAGUUCCGCGACGAAACGUCAACAACAGCGUUUGUUCCGAGUGUUCACUCGCAAGGAAGCCGAGGAGUCGUACAAAAAAGCCAUCGAAGGCUUGACGACUGUUCUGUAUUGCGAAGAAGAUUUGGCUCGAUAUUUGCUUCACGCUUUUGGCGCCAAGACGAAUAAAAUACACGACGCGUAUUUCGGCGACGAGGAGAGAACGAAACAAAAGUUAGGUCUAUUAACAGAAGAGGAGGAAGAACAAGCGGAAAAGAACGACGUGUUGAAGUUAGCGGUGGAAAAGAAAGAGAAAGAGAAAGAGAAAGAGAGGAAAAUGGAACCCGCAGCUGUGGUUGCGACGGCGCCGCCGCCGACGAGAAGAACUACGCGCUCUGUGGCAAAAACGGCAAAGGCGGCGGUUGUUCCAAAGGAGCAAAAAGAGAAGGAGGUGCAAGUAAAGUGCGGAAUUUGCUUCGAAGAUUUUCCCGUGAGUAAGGUGUCGACUGCGUCAUGCAGAGUGCAUCCUUUCUGCGACGAGUGCUGGGAAGGCUAUUGCGAUUCGAAGUUGCAAGAAGGGAAGACUGGGAUUUUAGACGUGCGCUGUCCGGAUCACGGGUGCGGAAAGAGAGUAUCGACGAAGAAGGUUUUACGUUUUCUUGGCGACACAGAGAAAGUCGCAAAAUACCACGCGUUCGAGCUGGAACAUUUUCUCGAGCAAAAUUCGGCGGUGAAGCACUGCCCGGCGGCCGGGUGCGAUCGUUUCCUACUCCUGGAGAACAAGGACGGAUUGACUCUCGAUCAGAUUCAGUCGUGCGUGUGCGAGUGCGGGAAAGUUUUUUGCUGGAAGUGUCAAGAGGAUGAGCACAUUCCCGUGCGAUGCGACACCGCGCAGCUUUGGAUUGCUAAGAACAGCUCGGAGUCCGAGAACCAGAACUGGAUUUUAACGUUUACGAAACCGUGCCCAAAGUGCUCGAGACCGAUUGAAAAGAACCAAGGGUGCAUGCACAUGACGUGUUCGCAGUGCCGAUACGAUUUUUGCUGGACGUGCUUAGAACCGUGGAGCAAGCACGGCGAAUCUACUGGCGGAUACUAUUCGUGCAACGCUUUCCGCACGACGGGCGCUUCAGAUCCAUCGAAGGUGAGCGAAAAGGAACGAGCGGUGAACGAGAAGAAGAGACUCGCCCGCAUGGCCAUUGAAAGAUACUCGCACUAUCACGAACGCUGGGCGUCGCACGAGGACGCGGAAAAACGGGCAAAGAAAGACAUGGAAACUUUGAUCGCGAAAAAGUUGGACGAUGUGGGAAGAAACCACGGCGCUGGCCCGGGAGAAAUGACGUUUGCCGUCGAGGCGCAGCGACAAAUCAUCGAGUGCCGAAAGCUCUUGAAGUGGACGUACGCGCACGCGUACUACGCGUACAACGAAGAAGAAAACGACGCCGAUUGGAAAAGAAACAAUCCAUUCACGCAAAAACCCACGAAAUUAGUGAAACAAGAGCAAGAGUUUUACGAAUACGUCCAAGGAGAGGCUGAAAACCGUUUGGAACAGCUUACGAGGUUUAUGGAAAGAGAUCUCGAAGAUUUCGGAAACUAUGAUCAAAGCGAUUACGCCCAAGCCGUGGAGCAUAAACAAAAAGAGGCAGAAGGAGAGAAAGAUUUGCAAACUCCAAGAAACAAGGAGGAUAGACCGAUUAUUUUGAGAGGAGAUGGAUUGUCUUUUGAGGAGUUCAAGAGGAAAGUGUGCGAACUGACGAGUUUGACGAAGAAAUCUUUCGAAACUUUAUCGAACCAGAUUCACAAAGGUUUUGGAUCAUCAAUUACCAAUGGAACGCCACCCUUGGGAGUGAAAACGACUAGCGUCUCAAAGGACGACCCAAUGGAGAUUUAG
Messenger RNA from Bathycoccus prasinos, 1881 nucleotides. RefSeq lists its product with no specific name. Gene Ontology annotation, biological process: protein polyubiquitination; positive regulation of proteasomal ubiquitin-dependent protein catabolic process; ubiquitin-dependent protein catabolic process. Gene Ontology annotation, cellular component: ubiquitin ligase complex; cytoplasm. Gene Ontology annotation, molecular function: zinc ion binding; ubiquitin protein ligase activity; ubiquitin conjugating enzyme binding. The record is from RefSeq and is a predicted model, not a curated record. Lineage: Eukaryota; Viridiplantae; Chlorophyta; Mamiellophyceae; Mamiellales; Bathycoccaceae. The transcript has a single exon. The coding region runs from base 1 to 1881 and encodes 626 amino acids.